This is a messenger RNA of Quercus lobata, 1645 nucleotides long. Its product is annotated as protein SRG1-like. Lineage: Eukaryota; Viridiplantae; Streptophyta; Magnoliopsida; Fagales; Fagaceae. The transcript has 4 exons. The record is from RefSeq and is a predicted model, not a curated record. Bases 206 to 1300 code for a protein of 364 amino acids.
UAAUAUAAUAUAACAUGUCCCACGAAGUCAGCAACUGCAGCUCCAAACUUUACAAGUUUUGAAGUGAAAAUUUUUUGAGGUAAGCUGAAUUCUUUGUUCUCUCUUUCUCUGAUCUUAACUUUCAACUAUUGGCCAAGAGCAAAGAACGAAAGGACAAAGAUUGUUUUUUUUUUUCUUCUCUACCUCAACUUGCUUCAGUAUAUCCAUGGAGUCAACAACAGAAGUUAACCUUGGAAAAUCUAUAAUAGUGCCUAGUGUCCAGCAGCUGAGCAAGGAGCCAAUCAUCAACAUCCCAGCUAGGUACGUGCGAGAUGAUCAGGAGGACCCUUUGAUUGUCUCUCAUGACUCAUCACUUCCAUCGGUGCCAGUUAUCGAUCUUGAGAGAUUGGAUGUUGAAGAUUGCAUGAAUUCUGAAUUGGACAGAAUUCACUCUGCUUGCAAAGACUGGGGAUUCUUCCAGGUUGUAAACCAUGGAGUUAGUACUUCAUUGCUGGAAGAAAUCCGGACACAGAUUGAGAGUUUUUUCAAACUUCCAUAUGAAGAAAAGAAGAAGCUAUGGCAGCAGCCAAACCAUCAAGAGGGCUUUGGGCAGCUCUUUGUGGUGUCAGAUGAGCAGAAGCUAGACUGGUCAGACAUGUUCUUUAUAACUACCCAACCACAUGAUAUAAGGAGGGGUGACCUAUUUGACAAGCUUCCAACAAAGCUCAGAGGGGCCUUGGAAACGUACUCUAUAGAAGUGAAGAAGUUGGCCAUGACAAUCUUAGGUUAUAUGGCUAAAACUCUGAAGAUGGAUGCUGAGGAAAUGAGAGAGCUGUUUAAUGAUGGAGUUCAGACAAUGAGAAUGAAUUACUAUCCUUGUUGCCCAGAACCAGAUAAGACCAUUGGGAUUACUCCUCAUUCUGAUGCUGAUGCUCUAACGGUUGUUUUUCAGCUCAAUGAAACUGAAGGCCUCCAGAUCAGGAAGGAAGGGAGAUGGAUUCCUGUUAAACCUCUUCCAAAUGCUUUUAUAGUCAAUAUUGGUGAUAUCAUGGAGAUUGUGAGCAAUGGCAUAUAUCGAAGCAUUGAGCAUAGGGCAACAGUAAAUUCUACAAAAGAGAGGCUCUCCAUUGCUACAUUUCAUAGUUCCAAUAUAAACUCAGAACUUGGUCCUGCACCUAGCCUUAUUGACCCUGACAACCCAGCAAAUUUUCGAAGAAUUUCUAUGGAAAAGUACCGUAAGGAAUUUUUUGCUCGAAAACUAGAUGGCAAGUCAUAUCUUGACUUCAUGAGAAUAGAAAAUGGGGAGGGCAACACCUAUUGAAUGCACCGCCAAAUUAUGCAGUUGUUGAGUAGCAAAAUGGUGAGUUGCAAGAAUUUAUCUUCAAUCAUGAAUUCAUGAUUCAUAAAGAGUAAAUUCAGUGGCUUCAUUAAUAAGUAUGAAAAUAAAAUGCAGAAACUUGUGUACUAUAUUCGUCCGUUAUGAUCCUGUUUGAAAGACCACCAAAUAAGGGACAUUAGAGUUGCAACUUGCAAGGACAUCUAUCUUCUUGAAGGUUUUUUUGCUAUUUGUAAAAGUACUAACAAAUGUUGAAUGUGUAAGCGAAUUUAAGCAAAGUGUAGAGUGGUGACAUGAGAGAAUUUAGUCCUCAAUGUUGCUCCCAGAAGA